Molecule: messenger RNA, 1721 nt
Organism: Daphnia pulicaria
Lineage: Eukaryota; Metazoa; Arthropoda; Branchiopoda; Diplostraca; Daphniidae
Product: cuticle protein-like
Exons: 3
Coding region: 954-1553 (199 amino acids)
Cellular component (GO): extracellular matrix
Source: RefSeq, a predicted model, not a curated record
GACUGAAAUUCAACAAAUUCGAUUCGUUAGUUUUCAAACGGAUAUCUUAAUAACAGGGGGAUAAUUUAGUAGGAAUUUAAAAAUCUGGUUUUGACUCUCACAUAAGACGGAGCUGAGUAGGCUGGCUUGGAAUAAUAUUGAGCUGAAGCGACAGUGAAAAACAGAGCGAGAAUCGUGACCUGUAUAGCAUGAAAGAAAGAAAGAAAAAUUUAGAUUGGUUAUUUCAUCCGAAAAUCAAUUAACACUUGAAAUUAUUACCUUAUUCAUGCUGACUCGAGAAGUUGUACUAAGCAAGAAAGAUGUAAAUGACUAACUGAUGCAUUUGACUUACCAUUGGCUCUCUUUAUAUACUAAAAAGUGCCACGAAUGUUCCCGCGUUGAAUAUAAGCGAAUACCGUAGAAAUACGUCUGAUGCGAUAGCAAUGUCUAACUAGUAUGUGUGUGGCUAUCCGAAAAAGGGCGUUAGAAAACGAAAACGCAUGAGCGGGGAAAGUGAAUCUAAAUUCCGGUUUUCUUUCCCUCCCCACGUGAACGAGUUCCGUUACACAAUUUAUUACAUCACGAUCAGCAACAAAGUUGUUCUUGUAGUAGUUUAGUGAACAGAAAACAAAAAUUUUUAAAUAUAAAUGUCGAAAUUGAAAUGAAACUGAAUGCCGUAGAAAACCCUGUGAUCGUGAUUUGAUAUGCCGAGGCAUGAGUAUAACAUUUGUUUUUGUAAGAUAAAAACUCGCUAUAGAAAGAAUGAAUUCACUUUCCCUCUUUUUUAACGCCCUGUAAGCUGCAUUAGUCGUGAGUAUCUCUUAUUCACUAAUAAGUAGUAGAGUAGCCUAUGUAGAGAUAAUCAUUACGUUUAUAAUUGUAAAGUACAGUGUAUAAAAGGGACACUGAGAUUUGAAAACAGUAUCAGUUGCUCAAUUGUCUCAAUCCUCCCAACAACUCCUCAACAUUUCAACAUGAAGAUCGCAGUUUUCGCACUUUUCUUGGCCGUCGCUUCUGCUCAAUACUAUUCGGAGCCGUCUUAUUACAAGACUCCCGAAUCUUACUCUCCUAUGCCCUACAACUUUGCAUGGGGCGUUAAGGACGAUGCUUCGUACAACAACUAUGCGCAUUCUGAGAGCAGCGACGGAAAUGUAGUCACCGGAUCGUACCGAGUCGCCCUGCCGGACGGUCGCACCCAAAUCGUCUACUACAGGGCUGACAGCAACGGAUACGUGGCGGACGUAAAGUACGAAGGCGAGGCUAGAUACCCCGAAAACAAGCCAUCCUACUCUUCCUAUUCGGCCCCGGCCUACAAAGCCCCGUCUACACCAGUCUACAGGGCCCCAGCCGCUCCUGUCUACGUCGCUCCUCGUGCUCCUACUUAUGGAUCUGUUUCAGCGCCUUCCUAUGGAUCGGUUUCUGCACCGGCCUACAGAGCACCUUCCGCUCCUUCUUACGUUGCUCCUCGUGCUCCAGCAGCUUCCGCCUACCAAUCACCCACUCCUGUCUACAGAGGUUCUUCUGCCGCGCAAGGAUAUACGACUCAGCCAGUGCCCCUCGCCUACCGAGGCUAAGAAAAUCUGAUAUAGUCAAGCUGCACUGGUAUCUACUUAAAAACUGCAUACUCGUGACCUCUACAUGUUGAGGUAGAAGUCUAUGGAGUAUCAGUUAUAUGACCAAUGUAUAUCAUCGCAAAAUAUGUAAAUGAUAAUAUUUAACGAGCAGAGAUUUAUUUUAUCACA